Molecule: messenger RNA, 6320 nt
Organism: Pan troglodytes (chimpanzee)
Lineage: Eukaryota; Metazoa; Chordata; Mammalia; Primates; Hominidae
Exons: 2
Coding region: 1345-2061 (238 amino acids)
Source: RefSeq, a predicted model, not a curated record
GCUGAAUUGUUUGGAAAAUCCUUCUGUAGAGGAGAACUUGUUGCCUUCUGAUGAACUGCUUUAACAUUAGUGUUGCUAGGGGUAAGCGGGAAGCGGCCAUGUCUGCCAGCCGUCCACCGGAGCCUCAGCUGGUCUUUUUCCUUCUUUCCUUCUCCAUUCCUUACCCUAUCUGUCCCUCUCCCCUUGUCCAUCUCUUCAUCUCACCAUAACCCUUUUUUUUUUUUUUUUUUUGAAACGGAGUUUCGCUCAGGCUGGAGUGCAAUGGCGUGAUCUCAGCUCACUGCAACCUCCACCUCCCCGGUUCAAGCAAUUCUCCUGCCUCACUCUCCAGAGUAGCUGGAGUAGCUGGGAUUACAGGUGCACGCCACCACGCCUGGCUAAUUUUUGUGUCCUUAGUAGAGAUGGGGUUUUACCAUGUUGGCCAGGCUAGUCUCAAACUCCUGACCUCAGAUGAUCCACUUGCCUCGGCCUUCCUAAAUGCUGGGAUUACAGGUGUGAGCCACUGUGCCUGGCCUUCACCGUAACUUUUGUGUAUCUUUCCCUCUCCCACAUUUACUCUCUAUGCCGAUCUCUGUCCCCACCUCCCCAUAGCUGUCUUUCCUUUCUCUGUCCCCUCUUUUCUCCACCCAGCACCCCCAUACUUAGGCCUCUGUAUGAUCAGUGGCACCAGGUCAGGCUGGAGCCAGUACUAAUGGGUACAUCUGUGUGCAGACCCAGGGUGGGUGCUGAGGGCCAGGCCCAGGCACCUAGGACUAUAAAUGCCCCUGCAAUGUGGUUGGCCUCAGCCCUGCUCUGGCAGGUGACCCCCGGGCCCUGGGCUCUGAGGCUGAGCCCUUCUCUGAGGUCUCCCUUGUGCCCCCUACUGCCCCUGCAGUGGGAGGCCUGGAGGGAAGGCUGGCAGGAGGAACCACACUAACCAGUCUAUCUCCCUCUACCCCCAGCUGUGCCUCGAUGCCUUGGGUUUCCUACAGGGUGAGUGCCCCAGAAGGAACACAGAAAGCUGGGCUGCCGCUUCAUCACGGCUUUCUCGGAAAACGGGGGCGCUGAGAAGCCCAACUUCCAGCUAUAUAUGUCGCCACCGCCCACAGGGCCCCCGACGGCGAUGCUGGUGACAGCGCUCCCUGCGUGGGCGCCACUCUCCCCGUGCUCCCCGCGCCUGCAGCCAGGCACGACGGUGUGGGUGUGCCCGCCCGAGGCAGAGGAGCUGCAGGGCUCGCGGCAGGCGGCGCUGUGCAAGCAGCGACGUCGCGGCCCGAGGAAGUGGAGGCGGUGAACGCGCGUGGGCGCGCCUCCCGGGACACGGCGCUGGCUCUGCGGCGCUACCUGCUGGGCACUCCCUAAUCGAUGGUGACGCCGUCGCUGCCGCCCGGCGACCGGCACAAGGAGUUUGCGGUGGUGGCGGGCGCUGGGCCCACGCUCUUGAGGCGCCUCAAGCCCCCUAAGCCUGUUCUGCUGGACCGCGUAGGCCACCCUGCCCGCUGGCCCCAUCUAUUGAGCCUUGAAGGCUUCCAGAGGCGCUGCAGUUGCAGAGAGCAGGAGACCUAUCCGGCACCCGCGUCGUGGCCGCCCAUCCUGUCGCGCUGCUGGCUGGCCUCAGUUGUCUGCAAGCGAGAAGCAAGGCCUGUGGCCACGCGUUUGGACGACCGCCGCCCCAGGGUCGCUGGAGUGGUCUCCACACGGUGCCCCACUUUGCCCCAGAGCGUCCCGGGCGCCGAGACUGCGUGUUCCUGGAGGCUAGUGGCCCGGGUAGCCUGUGCUCCUGGUGCUGCGACGCCGACCGGGCGUGCGUGGGCUCUGCGCCCUGGCACGGUGCUGCGCUCUGUGGUGGACCAGUGCACUCUCUGGCUUUGCGCUCUUCGGCUGGCGUGCAGGUGUUUUUCCCCCCCGAGGCCGCCGCGGCCCGCGGGGGUUGACACCUACGAUCCCUCCUUCGCGCUUACGCCCUGGUGGGCGCGUUCAGCUGCAGCUUCACAAGCAUGGCGCAGCCAAACUUUUCCAACGUGGAAUUUGCACCUGCCCCGGUGCUCCCGGACUGCCUGCUGGGCCCGAGCCGCGUCAUGAGCAGCAUUCUGACCAAAGGCUGGUCCCGGCUCAGGGCUUCGCCUGGACUGAGGUGGCCUAGGGGCGCAGGUGCAGGGCAGUGCAAGACCUGGAGAGGAGCGGGGCGCCCAUGGGCAUGUUUAGCUUCGGCAUCGCCCAAGGCGCCGGCUUCGGGACCCAGGCCGUAGGGCAGCCGGUGGCAGAUGAGCAGCCCUGAGGGCCCAAGGGUUUGGGGAGGUGAACCGGCAAUGGGAUUCGUGGAUAUUAGGAUUGGAGAAAAUCAUAACACUACAUUCCAUUGCUUAUAUAACAAGAGAGGUAGUUUUUUUUGUUUUUGUUUUUGUUUUUGUUUGGUGGUUUUUUGUUGUUGUUGUUGUUUGUUUUGGUUUGGUUUUGCUUUGCACCCCACCCGACCCUCAAUUUUUUUUUUUUUUUUUUUACUAGAGACUUUUUUUUUUUUACUAGAGAAUUUUUUUUUUAGUAUUUUUACUAGAGACUGGGUAUCAGCAUGUUGGCCAGGCUGGUCUUGAGCUCCUAACCUUAGGUGAUCCACCCGCCUCGGCUUCCCAAAGAGCUGGGAUUACAGGCCUGAGCCACUGCGCCCGGCCCAGAGAGGCAGUUUUAAAAUACAAGUCUGUCCCUCCUCCACUCAAAAUCUCCUUGGCAAUUAUCCCAUCUCCCAGCAAAAGCAGUCCUUACAGUGGUUUAAGAGUUCCUACAUGAUGUGUUCCCAGCACACUGCUCAUCUCAUCUCUCUCCCUUGCCUCACUGUACUCCAGCCACACUGGUUGCCUUACUUUCUUCUUCCUACCCCAGGGCCUUUGCACUGGCUGUCCCCAUGAUAUCCCUGUGGAUCACUCUCUCCCCUCCUUCAAGCCUUUGCUCAAAUGUCACCUCUCCACUGAGGCCAACCUGACUGCCCAAUUUAAAAUUGCAAUCCCCAGGCCAGACAUGGUGGUUCACGCCUGUAAUCCCACCACUUUGGGAUGCUGAGGUGGGUGAAUCACUUGACAAGGUCAGGUGUUCAAGACCAGCCUGGUCAACAUGGAGAAACCUCAUCUCUACCAAAAAAUAUAAAAAUUAGCCAGGCGUGGUGGCACGUGCCUGUAAUCCCAGCUACUUGGGAGGCUGAGGCAGAAGAAUCACUUGAACCCGGGAGGCAGAGGUUGCAGUGAGCAGAGAUGGUGCCACUGCAUUCCAGCCUAGGCGACAGAAUGAGACUCUGUCUCAAAAAUAAAAUAAAAUUGUAAUCCCCCACCCCCAACAUUACCUAGCCCUUUCCCAGAAUUUUUUCACAGAAUAUAUCACUUUCUGUAUAAUUACUUUUUCUAUUAUCUGUCUACAACACAUACAUUCCUUAAGGGCAAUAAUUUUUUUAACCGUUUAAUAACCUUAAAAAAAAAAAGAAAACUGAGGCAGAGUCUCCCUAUGUUGCCCAGGCUGAUUUUGAACUCCUGGGCUCAAGGGAUCCUCCUGCCUCAGCUCCCCCAAAAUGCUGGAAUUUCAGGUGUGAGCCACCGUGUUUGGCCUGUUGUCAAGUUUUUGUUUGUUUGUUUGUUGUUAUUUUGUGAUGGAGUUUUGCUCUUGUUGCUCAGGCUGGAGUGCAAUGGCAUAAUCUCGGUUCACUGCAACCUACGCCUCCCAGGUUCAAGCAAUUCUCCUGCCUCAGCCCCCCAAGUAGCUGGGGUUACAGGCAUGUGUCACCAUGCGUGGCUAAUUUUUUGUAUUUAGUAGAGAUGGGGCUUCACCAUGUUAGUCAGGCUAGUCUCGAACUCCUAACCUCAGGUGAUCCACCUGCCUCGGCCUCCCAAAGUGCUGGGAUUACAGGCGUGAGCCACUGUGCCCGGCCUGGCAUGUUGUAAGUUUUAAGAUACACAGUUAACUGAACAAUUUAAAGUUUCCAACCUGAAUGAAUUUUCACAUAUGUUCAUCUGUGUAACCCUCACUUAAAUGAAGCUAUUAGAACACUUCUGUCACCCCACAUAGCUUCAUGAGGUCAGAUUCUUACAAAAAGCUUUUGUGCACUAUUAAAUCUCCAGCACCUGUGACAGUGCCCAGCUCUCAGCAAACAUUUGUGGAAGGAAUAGUAAUGGUUGUAAUUUGUUAAAUGUGCACCACAUCAUAUGCCAGGCACUGGGCUCAUAGAGGCAAUUAUUGCCCAAGGUCAUACCUUUUUAUUACAGUGUAAAAUGUGAACAGUGGGGUGGGAGAAGGGAUAAAAUAAUAAUAGCUAGUAUUGAGUGCAUAACUCUGUGCAUUAUUUCUUUUUACCUUCCCGCUUGUCUUUGAGGUUGACUGUCUAAUAAUAUUGUGGGGUUUUUUGUUCUUUUUUUUUUUUUUUCUGAGAAGGAGUCUCCCUCUGUUGCCCAGGCUGGAGUGCAGUGGCACUAUCUCGGCUCACUGCAACCUCAGCCUCCCAGGUUCAAGUGAUUCUCCCGCCUCAGCCUCCCGAGUAGCUGGGAUUACAGGUGCAUGCCACUACGCCCGGCUAAUUUUUUUAGUUUUAGUAUAAACAGGGUUUUGCCAUGUUAACCAGGCUGGUCUCGAACUCCUGACCUCAGGUGAUCCACCCACCUUGGCCUCCCAAAGUGCUGGAAUUACAGGCAUGAGCCACUGCGCCUGGCCUGUUUUUUGUUUUUGUUUUUUCUUUUCUUUUUUAAGAUAGAGUCUCGCUUUCUUACCUAGGCUGGAGUGCAGUGGCAUGAUCUAGGCUUACUGCAACCUCCGUCUCCCAGGUUCAAGCAAUUCUUGUGCCUCAGCCUCCUGAGUAGCUGGGAUUACAGACGCACAGCACCACCACGCCUGGCUAAUAUUUUUGUAUUUUUUUUUUUUUUUUUUUAGUAGAGACAGGGUUUCACCACGUUGGCCAGGCUGGUCUCGAACUUCUGACCUCAGAUGAUCUGUCCACCUCAGCCUCCCAAAGUGCUGGGAUUAUAGGUGUGAGCCACUGUGCCCGGCCAAUUUAUUUUGUUUUGUUUGAGACAGGGUCCUUUUCUUUCACCCAGGCUGCUGUGCAGUGGCACAACCGUGGUUCACUACAGCCUUGACCUCUGGGCUCAAAUGAUCCUCUAGCCUCAGCCUCCCAAGUACCUGGGACUACAGGCGUGCACCACCAUGCCUAGCUAAUUUUUAUUUUUUGUACAGACAGGGUCUUGCUAUAUUGCCUGGGCUGGCCUCAAAUUCCUGGGAUCAAGCAAUUCACCUGCCUCAGCCUCCCAGACUGUUGGGAUUACAAGUGAAAACCACCACCCUCAGCCUAUAAUAAUAUUGUAACGAUUGCUUUUCCCUGGGGAGAGGGGCCGAGACCAGAGCUCAAGUCUCUUGCUAAGCUCACACAGCUAGAAAGUGGCAGCGUCUGGAUUUGAACCCAGGUCUGUCUGUGUCCACAGUGCAAGCUUUUAACCACCUUUUUGGUUGUGGGGGGUUUUGUUUUGUUUUGUGUUUUGUACCACCUUGCAAAGACUUAUAAAGUAGUCUAGACUUAUGUGCUAAGUGGCAAGUGCUUUUUUAAAUAAUGUACAUACAUUAUAUAAUGUUCUCUUUACAGUCAUCCUGGAGAUGGGUCUUUUUGUUAUCCUCAUUUCAUAGAGAAGACAGUUGAAGGUUUAAGCCAUGAAAUCACUGCCCAAGGCCACAUGCUGAACAGAUGUCAGCUUUGAACCCCAAGCCUGCUUGGGCUGCUGGGAAACAGGCAUGUUGUCUCAGAGGGCACCGCGCUCGGCGAAGACUCAGCGAGACUGGACGCUGACCACGGUUCUGAACACACUGUGCUGCGGGACCUGGGCUUUUCCUGUAACCCUGAAAUCCCAUUCAACCUCUUACGGUCCUGAGAAACAACGGGAGACCAGGGAGAUGAGAGAAAAGUGAGGGAAUGCUCAGAGAGAGAGGCUGGGUUUCUUAGAAAUGAAGACAAGGACUUCAAUUCAUUUAUUUAUAACAGCUCAGAGCUGGACUCUGGAGCCAAGAGUCCUGGAUGCAAAUCCUGCUCCAAGCUGUGUGAUUCUGCAUAAGUCACUUCAUUUCUCUGACUAUCUACUUCCCCUCUAUUAAAGGUGGAUAAUAGUAUGAACAUCAUAAGGUUGUUGUGGCAUUUUAAAUUAAAUUAUUUAUUAUUCCUAUUAUUAUUUAAUAGAAAUAGAGAUGGGGUCUUGCUAUGUUGCCAGGCUGGUCUCAAACUCCUGGGCUUAAGCAAUCCACCCACCUUGACCUACCAACACACUUGGAUUACAGGCAUGAGCCACUGCACCUGGCUCUAAUUUUUUAUGUUUAUUUAUUUAUUA